Molecule: messenger RNA, 1131 nt
Organism: Nerophis lumbriciformis (worm pipefish)
Lineage: Eukaryota; Metazoa; Chordata; Actinopteri; Syngnathiformes; Syngnathidae
Source: RefSeq, a predicted model, not a curated record
AUGCUGCUGUCCCUGGGAAUGCUUAUGUUGUCGGCCACGCAAAUCUACACCAUUUUCACCGUCCAGCUCUUUGCUUUCCUCAACCUGCUGCCUGUCGAGGCCGACAUCGCAGCUUACUCAUUUGACAACAAAACAAAGAAUUUUGACGAUCUCCCUUCGCGGUUUGGGUACCGACUACCUAGCGAUGGAUUGAAGGGUUUCCUGAUUGGUGCACGACCAGCAAAUGCAUGUGAGCCUAUCGAGCCCCCGCCCAGGGACAACUUGACGGGUGUCUUCAUUGUCCUCAUCAAACGCUUUGAAUGCAACUUUGAUAUUAAGGUCCUCAAUGCACAGAAAGCUGGAUACAAGGCAGCCAUUGUUCACAAUGUGGACUCUGAUGACUUGAUCAGCAUGAGUUCCAAUGAUUUGGAUGUCAUGAAACAGAUCGAUAUUCCAUCUGUUUUUGUGAGCGAAGGGACAGCCAACUCUCUAAAGGAAGAAUACCUAUUUGACAAAGGAGGCCGCGUGAUCCUCAUGCCUGACUUCAGCCUGCCACUUGAGUUCUACUUGAUCCCCUUCCUCAUCAUCGUUGGAAUCUGCCUCAUCCUCAUUGUUGUCUUCAUGAUCACAAAGUUCGUUCAAGAUCGGCACAGGGCUAGGAGGAGCCGCUUACGAAAAGAUCAGUUGAAGAAACUUCCCAUCCACAAGUACAAAAAAGGAGACAUCUACGAUGUGUGUGCUAUUUGUCUGGACGAGUAUGAAGAAGGAGACAAACUUCGGGUCCUGCCAUGUUCUCAUGCCUACCAUUGCAAGUGCGUGGACCCCUGGCUGACCAAAACCAAGAAGACGUGUCCGGUGUGCAAGCAGAAGGUUAUCCCCUCGCAGGACGACUCCGACUCAGAAGAGAGCGGGGCCGACGAGAACGACGAUGCCUCCGAAAGCACGCCGCUGCUACGCUCGUCAGCUUCCACCAGCGCCCACUCGUUCGGCACCAUGUCGGCGGCGUCUCGCUCCGACCGCAACAGGGAAGAGUCAUCCUCAGAGUACGAGGAUGACGAGCUGGACGACAGUAGUGACGACGAGGUGACCGUGGAAGUCCAGAUGCAGCGGUCCAGCCCGGAAGGCCGGGACCACGACCUGCUUGAAGCUUGA